AUGUCGGCACCACAAUGGAAAGUUGCCCUUGUCACCGGCACCAACUGUAACCUCGGUAUGAACAUUGUGUACCGGUUGAUUGAAGCUGAAGAGGAUGACACUAGAAUUACAAUAAUUGUAACUUCUCGUACACUUCCCAGGGUUCGUGAGGUCAUUGACAACAUCAAGGCUUACGUUGACAAGCUGGAUCGGUCAGGGAUUGUUGAUUAUGACUAUCUCCUCGUUGAUUUCACCGAUAUGGUUUCCAUCCUGAACGCAUACUAUGAGAUGAAUAAGAAAUAUCAAAAACUGGACUACUUCUUUGCCUGCAGUGCCCAAGGUGUCUACGAUGGUAUCGAUUGGAUUGGUGCGGUGAAGGAAAUAUGUGCAAAUCCAAUCAAAGGUGCCACUGAUCCUCACUAUAAGAUCCAAAGAGUUGGAGUCAAGUCUCAGGAUGGAAUGGGGCUUGUGUUCCAGUGCAAUGUGUUUGGUCCCUACUAUCUAACCCAGAAGCUAUUGCCCCUGUUAGAGAACGCCAAAGGAAGAAUCAUUUGGAUCUCGAGUAUCAUGUCUGAUCCAAAGUACUUGUCAUUUGACGACUUACAACUGCUGAAGACAGAUUCCUCGUACGAAGGCUCCAAAAGAGAAAUCGACCUCCUUCACAUUGCCACCUAUGACAAGUUGCGUGAAAGAGGCAUAAAGCAAUAUCUCAUCCAUCCCGGUAUCUUCACGUCCAUGUCAUUCUUCCAGUACCUGAACGUCUUCACCUACUACGGCAUGCUCUUCAUGUUCUACCUCGUGAGAUGGUUGGGCUCGCCGUGGAUGAACAUCUCGGGCUACACUGCUGCUAACGCACCGGUAUACGUGGCCAAACUCGUCAGCCAAACCUUCGAGAAGCAGGACGUCAAGUAUGGCUCCGCCUGUACAAGAGAUGGACAUGAAUAUAUCAAGAUUCAAGAAGUUGACAAGACCGGUGCAGAGGAUUUGCUGAAGUACUUGGACGACCUCAAAGCCGACUGGGAUGACAAGCUAAAGGAUCAGAUCACGAACUCCAGACAACGUAAUUAG
Messenger RNA from Williopsis jadinii, 1047 nucleotides. It is a transcript of the gene ERG27, whose product is annotated as 3-keto-steroid reductase. Gene Ontology annotation, biological process: ergosterol biosynthetic process. The record is from RefSeq and is a predicted model, not a curated record. The transcript has 2 exons. NCBI's taxonomy places the organism in Eukaryota, Fungi, Ascomycota, Saccharomycetes, Phaffomycetales, Wickerhamomycetaceae. Gene Ontology annotation, molecular function: 3-beta-hydroxysteroid 3-dehydrogenase (NADP+) activity. The coding region runs from base 1 to 1047 and encodes 348 amino acids. Gene Ontology annotation, cellular component: lipid droplet; endoplasmic reticulum membrane; mitochondrial outer membrane.